UGUAACGGGACGGAACCGGAAGUCGCGAUGACGUAACGGUCAUUCUCCGCUACCUAACGCCAGACAACUGCAAAGAGAAAAAAACUUUGUCUAACUCGACGAAAAGGCCACGAAAAAGUUGAUUAAAGUGCUUCCAAAUGAUGGCGGUCCUGUCCUAAACCGAGCCCAGGUCAUAGAUGUGGAAUUAGGGAUGAACUCGAGGUGUGAAAUCCAGCGGAGGCCCGGCGGCGGCUACAGCGGCUACAGCGGCGGCCCCGUCACCGGCUCCCCCGCUAUGGGAGCGCAGUCGCGCCGCAGGAAGAUGGCGCCCAGACCGGCGGAUUAUAAACUCCAGAUCAUCAUCAUCGGCUCCCGCGGUGUGGGAAAGACCAGUCUAAUGGAGAGGUUCACUGAUGACACCUUCUGUGAGGCUUGUAAAUCUACUGUGGGAGUGGAUUUUAAAAUCAAAACUGUGGAGCUCAGAGGAAAGAAGAUCAGGUUGCAAAUCUGGGACACCGCUGGUCAGGAGAGAUUCAACAGCAUCACCUCCGCCUACUACCGAGGUGCUAAGGGCAUUAUAGUGGUGUAUGAUAUCACCAAACAGGAAACCUUUGAAGACCUGCCCAAAUGGAUGAAAAUGAUCGACAAGUACGCAUCAGAGGACGCUGAGCUCCUAUUGGUCGGGAACAAGCUGGACUGCGAGGCCGAUCGAGUCAUUGCGCGACAGCAAGCCGAGAGGUUUACGUCCCGGAUAUCGGGGAUGCGAUUCUGCGAGGCCAGCGCCAAGGACAACUUCAAUGUGGAUGAGAUCUUUCUCAAGCUAGUGGAUGAUAUUUUGAGCAAGAUGCCUCUGGAAAUGCCCAGUAGAGAACUCUCCAACAGCGUCCUUUCCCUUCAGCCUGAGCCUGAAGAGCCCCCAGAACUGCCCCCUCCUCGCAUGCGCUGCUGUUGAGUCUCAUCUCUGUCCUCCUGCUCAGAAAAAGCCCCACAGUUUCUUAUUAGCCCCAUGCACUUCCAGCAACUGACCACUAGGUGGUGCAGUGCACCUGCAUCGAGGACUUCCUACCCACAAGGAGCUAUGGACUCCAGGGUAUGUGUCAUGGAAGGGCAGUUCCAGGAUAAGCGCAUCCAGCCACAUUUAGACUUUGUCUCCGUACGACGCCGCUGUUAGGUUUCCAACUACAUCCAGACUGACCAACUGACUGUUCUGAUCGUGUUGCUGCGUUACACCUACAAACACAGCACAUGUCCACAACAGUACCUCACAUCCUCACUUUCAGUAUUCAGCAUUGGCACACUUUUACAGAUUCUUACUACGCUCAGGUUUUCUGCUUUUUCAGCAACACCUUUACAUAUAAGCAGAUAAAUGUAAUUUGCUGAGGGGAAAAAAAAGACAGAUAAAUGUCGCUUACACUAUCCACAUUCGAAGUUUGAGCUUUUUACACCAGCCUGCACCCAGAAAAACACUUUCUGCAUCACACGGUUCACUACCAGUGCCAUUUCUGCUACUUCUGACACAAAGCGAUUUACACUAACUGAAGGUUUUAUAGAGAGUCCUAGGGCUGUACGGGGAGAAAGAGAAACUUAGCAAUGACUACAUUUAAUAGCGACAACAAAAAGUGGUUAUUGGGGGCUCUGGGGUUAAAAAGAAUGUGGAAGGAUGACAUGGAAAACCUCAUUGUGGAGCACCUUAUUUUGUUGUCAUUGCAGAUAUUGCCAUGGGAACACACAGAUGUACACACAUAGCUAUUUUUGCUCACUCCACACCACGAGUUAGUGGGGUCACGUUGGUCUGCGAAGACUCCGUGCAUUAUUUAAAAUUGACUGACUUCUUAACAGUGUCUUAGCAUUCGAUGCUUCCUGUAAUCACUAACAAAAGACGGAAAAUGGAGCAGUAUAGAUAUUCGGUUAUGGUUUCAAGGUGUUCAUAAGUAUUCACACCCUCCAUUAAACAGAGUAAUCCUUGAACUGCAUGAAGACUUAAUGUGGCAGCUUUGGUCCUGAUUUUGAGAAACAGGAGUCUGUUUGAUUGUGUACCGAACGUCUAAACCUUGUGUAGCAGUGCAUGAUAUCCACACAGCUCCAAGACCACGGAUUUAAUUUUCAUAUCUAAUAUGAUUUCUAACAACAGCCUUGUAAACCUGUUUAUAACCUAAACUCACAGUAUUUCUCAUGUUUUCAGACAUUUUUAUGGAACGUGUACUAACCUAAAUUUUUUUUUUUUUUGGAGAAAGUGACAGAUAAUUGUUGAUAAAGGGCCUUUAUUUAUCACAAAGUGCUUUUUACUUGACUUAUGUGCAUAAUUGUUUUUACUUCUGUUUUCAUUUGUUUGUAUUCUGGAUUAUUGUAAGACAAUGAGUCAGAUUUACUAAGAAUUUGCUAGAAAUGUUUUCUGUGUUUUUUUUUUUUUUCUUCUUAAGGGAAAUUGGAAUUUUUUUUUUUGAGAGAGAGAGUUUUCUGAAGAAUUUUGUCUUUUUUUUUUUUUUAGACAUGUCCGUAUUGCUGCAGAAACACUAGUAAUACUUGGUAAAUCUGUCACAUGGUCAUUGAACGUGAACGUCAUGCCCAUAUAAAUAGUUUAUCCCACUGUGAGGAUCGCUUUGUUAAAGUAGCAACUGCUGCCUUUACAAAUGUCAGUUUUUUUUGUAUAGAGUAAACAUAUGUUAAUUUUCAUCACCUAUAGGAGUAUUUUCAAAUUUAUCAUACAGUACUUCUAAAAAAAAAAAAAAAUAGUUUAAAAAAAAAAUGAAAUGGACCCUCACUUAGAUGUUGAGGUGAGGAAGAGUGCUUUGUAAUCUGAUUUUAGGUAUUUAAAAAAGUUUGGCAUGUUUAAAUUUUUUGUGAUAUUUAUAACUCGUGGUGUUCUUGAACUAAUGACGUGGAAAUAAAAAAAUAUAUAUUUAUUACCUA
This is a messenger RNA of Tachysurus fulvidraco (yellow catfish), 2889 nucleotides long. RefSeq names its product RAB12, member RAS oncogene family (gene rab12). Gene Ontology annotation, biological process: cellular response to insulin stimulus; protein localization to plasma membrane; protein secretion. The transcript is spliced from 6 exons. Bases 191 to 931 code for a protein of 246 amino acids. Lineage: Eukaryota; Metazoa; Chordata; Actinopteri; Siluriformes; Bagridae. Gene Ontology annotation, cellular component: endosome; trans-Golgi network transport vesicle; plasma membrane. The record is from RefSeq and is a predicted model, not a curated record. Gene Ontology annotation, molecular function: GTP binding; GTPase activity.